Messenger RNA from Panthera uncia (snow leopard), 4206 nucleotides. RefSeq names its product transmembrane protein 192 (gene TMEM192). The coding region runs from base 135 to 950 and encodes 271 amino acids. The record is from RefSeq and is a predicted model, not a curated record. NCBI's taxonomy places the organism in Eukaryota, Metazoa, Chordata, Mammalia, Carnivora, Felidae. Gene Ontology annotation, cellular component: late endosome; lysosomal membrane. The transcript has 6 exons.
GGAGCGGGAGUCGAAGGGGUGUGUCUGAAGUGGGGGCCGCUAAGUCCUAGAAGGUGGCAAUUUUCCUGGGCCCGCGGCGCGCGGCGCAGGUGGAGAGGCCGGCUGGCCCGGACUUUGGCCUCGGGCUUCGGGAAAUGGCGGCUGGGGGCAGAAUGGAGGACGGCUCCUUGGAUCUCACCCAAAGUAUUGAAGAUGACCCCCUUCUGGACACCCAGCAUCUCCCACAUCAUUCAUUACAUGCUCAUUUUAGACCCAGAUUCCAUCCUCUUCCUACGGUCAUCAUAGCAAAUCUGCUCUUGUUAAUACAUGUUGUGUUUGUCAUUUUGGCGUUUUUAACAGGUGUACUUUGUUCUUACCCGAAUCCAAUUGAGGACAAGUGCCCAGGAAACUAUACCAACCCAUUGAAAGUUCAGACAGUCAUAAUCCUUGGGAAAGUUAUUUUGUGGAUUCUGCACUUCCUUCUUGAGCGCUACAUCCAGUAUCACCACAACAAAGUAAGAAACCGAGGCUAUAACAUGAUCUACCUGUCGACAAGGCAUCUUAAAGGACUUGCCCUGAUGAUCCACUCCACUGGCAACACGGCUCUUCUCCUCGUGCUGUGCGUGCAGCACUCCUUCCCGGAGCCCAGCAGGUUGUAUCUUGACCUCAUCCUGGCCAUCCUGGCCCUGGAACUCAUCUGCUCCCUGACAUGUCUGCUUACUUACACAGUGAAAAUUCGAAACUUUAAUAAAGCCAAGCCACAGCCUGAUGUACUUGAAGAAGAAAAAAUCUAUGCUUACCCCAGCAAUAUAACCUCGGAGACUGGAUUCAGGACUAUUUCAAGCCUAGAAGACAUCGUUGAAAAACAAGGAGACAUAAUAGCGUACCUGAAGCGACACAAUGCCCUGUUGAGUAAACGGUUGUUGACUUUCACUUCCUCCGAGCUAGACUCUCCACCUAGUAGAAUGUGAGAGACUCAAGGCCAAGACAGCAGGUGCAGAGGACUCCAGAGUAACAUAAGACUGACUGACAAGCUGUCCUGGGGAAUUGCAGCUUUUGCCAGAUAACAUUUGACAAUUUUUGUUGGAAACUUGAAUUUCAUUUUCACCUGUGUGGCUGUUCAAUAUGUGGGACUUGCGGGUCACUUGAAAGGUACUUCAUCGGUAACUCAAGGAGGUCUGUUUUUGCACAUUUUAUAGUUGUUUAACUGCCUGGUUUAUCAUAGGAUCAAAAGUAUAAUUUAAACACCUCCUCACUCAAUGCUUGUACCACAUGACAUUAGAACCCUGUAAUAAUUUGGUUAUUUAUAUAGAGAAAGUCUGACUCGAUAAUCUAUUUUAAACAGGGUUUUGAUCAAAUAAGUUCUUUCCAUUCUCAAACUGAUGAGAGAAGUCAUUGUUUCUGGUGGUUUAUGUUUUUUCCCCCUUCAGAGCUUUGUCAUGUACUUGACAUGCUCAUGUGGUUUGGGAUUACAGCAUGACCUGUGCUGCAGCUUUUAUGAAGCAUUUCCUCACUGUAGGACCCAGAUCUCACUAGGUGAUUUCCUAUGCAAACUCCUACAGUUUUCCAUUCUCCAGAAAUAAGAUACUGAGUUUACAUGGACCAGUGUUAGACUGACCAGUGUUGCUUGUUACAUCGGCAGUACUUUUCAUUAGCAACGACUGAAAUACUUAAGAGAAAACUUGAGAACUUUCCCUUUAUUUUUUUUAUUUUAUUUAUUUAUUGAGAGAGGUGGGGGACAUGCACAGGACAGGCAGAGAGAGAGAGAGAGAGAGAGAGAGAGAGAGAGAGAAUCCUAAGUAGGCUCCACACUGUCAGCACAGAGCCCAACAUGGGGCUCGAACUCACGAACUGAGAUUAUGACGUGAGCCAAAAUUAGAGGAGUCAGACUCUCAAUCAACUGAGCCAUUCAGGCGCCCCCCAUCUUUAUUUUUACCCUUCUUCAAGAAGUUGCCAUAGAUUUCAGUAUUGACUGUGCCUUGACUAGAUCAAGAAAGAUAUGUUCUGUGACUUUAAUUUGGUCUAAAAAGGGAAAAAGGACCUUUUUUAGUCUUGGAUUAUACUUUUUUUUUUUUAGGUUUUAUUUAUUUAAUUAAUCUCUGUACCCAGUGUGGGGCUUGAACUCACGACCCCGAGAUCAAAAGGCUCCGACUGAGCCAGCAAGGUGCCCCUUGGAUUAUGCUUUUAAAUUAUAGGAAUAAAAUGUCAUAUAAACUUAUAUAGAUAUUAAACAUUAUCUCAUUCUCCAGGGAAAAUGAAGCACUUUAUGAGUAAAGGGCAUUAUUUCCCCAGUUUUCCUAGUUUGCCCUUUUAAUUUAUCCAUUUGCUAUUAGCACCUUUAUAUACUGCCCUAGAAAGCUGAAUAUGAGGAGAGGGGAUAUUGUGAUUAUGUAUGUUAGUCACUAGCUGAAUAAUAUUUCAUUUGAAAACCCUUAAAUAUUAAAUAUUUCAUUUGAAAACCCAUCCAGGUACUUAUGGAGGCCAAACACCAAGCUUCCCUUAGAUAUAGCGGUUACUGGACCAUUCUAAAUUUUUUUUUUUUUUUUACCAAGGUAAAGGUGAUGGUAUAUCCCCUGUAGGCAAUACCCUUGAAUCCCCAAAUGACAACAUCUACAAACUAAAGCCGAAAUUAUAUUUUUAAGAUUUAGAUUGUAUCCAAGUUUCCCGACUUCUCUCUCCCUCCUCCCCCUCCCCCCUUCCUCCUCCUCCUCCUCCUUCUUCUUUUUCUUUCCUUCCUUUUUAAUAAGUCUAUCUCAAAGUCAUUGCCUUCUCUGGAAAUCUGUCUCUGUGUUCUGGCAGAAGCCAUAAACUGCCUCUGUUGGUUUGCAGCCUCCUUGGGAGCUUCCUGGGUAUAAUCUGAAACUGGCCCCACAUAGAGGACAGAGAGCAACCAGAGAGAGGCAGAGCACUCCAGAUUGGCAGGUAGGAGGUUUAAUGAACAAGGGAACUUGUGUACAAGGCUUGUCUUGAGAGGCGGGCUGUCAGGUAAACAGAUCUCUGCAUCCACCCACCAGAAUCUUAAGUUUAUAAAGAGGCCUUAAUUGGCCUCAUAUACCAUCCGGAGGUCUCAACAGCACGUUAUUCUCCCAAAGCUGUGUCCUCGGAACAGCUCCCACUGUGAGACGGUGGGCAGAACGUCUAUUCCAAGGACAGGGGAGGGGUGAGCAGCCUCCGAUUGUCCAAGUCCAGCUAAUGGGUCAGUUGGCAAUCAUGUCCAACAGCCUUCAGCUAUUUUCCUUUUCAAAAGGAAAACACCAGUGGUAGACGAUUCUUAUUUAAAUUCAUUUGGAUCUAUAGUCAGUUUCUAAGGUGUAUAGGAUGAACUUUGGUUUACAGAGAAAGAUACAGUUAAAAAGUUAGGAUGCUCAGAUUCUGAUGUGAUGUCUAUGUAACCGCAAAGACUUCUCUAAACUCAAUCAUGAACGUACCAAACAAUGAGCAAAAAUGAGAUGAAGUAUCGGAACUAGGAAAACAGGAUAAUGAACAAAGCACUUUAAAUGUUAAGCAUUCUAUUCACCAGGCAGGUGGUGUGGUGGCACAGCAGACACAAAACUUAAGGAGACCCUGGUUUGUAAGGAGGAAGAGGACUAGGAUUUCUAGGCUCUGUGCUAAGUGAAAUAAUGGCUAUAAGUCCGAGGAACUAUCGGAACUUCAGGCCAGGGCACCCUGGCAGGGAAGGGGCUGUAGGAAUUCCAGGCAAAUGAAUGAGUAAAGGAGCAAGGCAAACAGCUGCAGAGAUCACAAGCGCUGUGCACUUGAGUGUGAAGCACGACAUGGGAGGAGAGGCGGACAUUAUCAGAUCUGGGAGAGUACCUUCUUGUUCUCUGUGCUGAGCGGCCCGCCCUGGAAUGGGAUCCGAUGAAGAGUCUCAAGCAAGGAAGUGACAGAGUCCGUUUUAUUUUCAAGAGCAUCAGAUUGUAGUACAAGGUGGAGAAAAAGUAGAUGGCAGAAAGAUUUGGCCCUGAACUAGGGCAGGUAUAGUAGCAUUCUAUUGAAAGUACAUAUGUAUAUAUAUGUGUAACAUAGAUGUCUGUAAUUUGGGGAUUUUAUUUCAGAGGACAAUAGCAUCAUGACUUAUAUGUUAAAAGCUCAUUUUUUAAAAGAGCACUAUCGAAAACUAUAAGGAAAAAAAGAUCUGAAAUCCCACUGCUAAGGAAUUGUACCAGUUUAUACUGCUUGUUGUCCCAUACUUUCACUACCUGUGGGUGUUUUCCAUCUAUAUUUAAU